GGCCUUAAGUAUUCUUUACUUAUUGGACCCUUCAAUACAACUGUGAUAUAUUUUGUGUUUUUAAUAACCAACAAGUGUAAAGAUAAAUAUGAUUUUACAUUAAUCAAUGGUGCAAAUAGACCACAAAUAUUAUCUAUGAAUAUUAUUCAUCUGUGUUAUGGCUUGUAUAGCCUACAAUGAAAUAAUUAUCAGUUAAAUAAAGUAUAGUUAUUCAUAGUUUCUACAUUUAAGAAGUAUAUAUAUCUAUAUAUAUAUGUGUGUGUGUGUGUAUACGUGUACACCAUUAUGUCUUGUGGAAAACGAAAAAGACUAACUUUGGCACAAAAAAUUGAAAUUAUAAAAUUUGUGGAAGCAGAAAAUGUUGGAGUGCGAGCAGUAGCUGAAAAAUUUAAUAUUGGAAAAACCCAGGUUAGUGAUAUAUUAAAAAAUAAAGUUUAUUUAUCACAAACAUUUGUGGAGCAAGGAAGCGAAAAAUCAAAACGCAAAUUUCCAAAAUCGGAUGGUGAAAUAAUUGACACUGUGAUAUUUCAAUGGUAUUUACAUGCUCGUGUCAACAAUUUUCCGAUUUCGGGUCCAGUAUUAAAAGAAAAAGCAUUGGAAUUGGCAUCAGAAGUUGGCCUCAAUGACUUUAAAGCAUCUAAUGGAUGGUUGCAAAAAUUUAAAGACAGGCAUCAGAUUUCUUAUAAAAAUAUUUAUGCAAAUCCUACAUUACUAAAAGAGUGUGUUAUUACAGAAUGGUUAAAUAGUGUAAAAGAAACUAUUAAAGGUUAUAAGGACUGUGAUAUAUUUAACUGUGACGAAACUGGCCUAUUUUAUCGAAUUCUCCCUGAAAAUACAAUGAGCUUUAUAAACGAGACCUGUAUUGAUGGGAAUUUAUCAAAGGAGAGACUGACCAUUAUGCUAUGUACUAACAUAGAUGGAGAAUUUGAAAAACCAUUGAUCAUAGGAAAGGUUGGAAAAUAUAAUUGUUUUAAAGACAUUAAUAUAGACAACCUUGAAAUUAUUUGGAAGUCCAACACUAAAGCAUGGAUGACACGUAACAUUAUGACUGAGUGGCUUUUAGAUUUUGAUUACAGAAUGACUCAAUCAAAAAGAAAUAUAGUUCUUUUUUUAGAUAAUGCAAGUUCUCAUCCUUUGCUUAACAAUUUGCAAUCGAUUAAACUAAUAUUUUUCCCACCAUAUUUAUCAUCUUUCUGUCAACCUUUGGAGCAAGGAGUUAUUCAAAAUUUUAAAAUUUUAUAUCGUCAAUGUGUAUUAAAACAUCAGUUAUCAAUAAUGGACAACGGUUCUGGAUCAUUAAAUAGAAUCAAUAUGCUACAUGCAAUUCUUUGGAUAAAAUAUGCUAUUAAUGAAAUCAAAAGAUCAACAGUUAGAAAUAGUUUUAUUAAAUCUGGUAUCUUGAUCUCAGGUGAAAACCAAACAGAAGAUAAUCUUGCAACUAAUGAUUACAAAGCAUUGUUGAUUCGCUUGAUUGGCAAUGAUUCAAUUAAUUAUGCUGAAUUAGAUAACCAACUAUUAACUGAAAAUCAAUCAUUAGAUUUGAUCAAAAUAAUGCAAGAACUCAUUGACCCACAAAUAAGUGAUGAAGAUGAUGCUGAAGAUGAUACCUCAUAUCUUCUCAAUGAAGAUAUAGUCUUGACAAAUUUGGGUCAAGUUUCUGAGUCCACUGAAAAGAAAAAAAUUGAACAUAAAAUUAUUAAUUAAAAACCAUUAUUUGUCUUUAUCUUUAAUGUUUGCAAUUAGUAGAUUCCUGUGUGCUAUAAAAUGUAUGUUGUACAUUUUAGUUUUAUGUAACAUAAUAUAGAAUAUAUAAUAUUACACUUUAGUGUAAAUUAAUAAA
Myzus persicae (green peach aphid) is the source of this 1840-nucleotide messenger RNA. RefSeq names its product tigger transposable element-derived protein 4-like. Bases 286 to 1704 code for a protein of 472 amino acids. Gene Ontology annotation, molecular function: DNA binding. The record is from RefSeq and is a predicted model, not a curated record. NCBI's taxonomy places the organism in Eukaryota, Metazoa, Arthropoda, Insecta, Hemiptera, Aphididae. Gene Ontology annotation, cellular component: nucleus. The transcript has a single exon.